AUGGAUCAGCUUAAGACCAAUAUCAAGGGUUUACGUCGAAAGAAUGCAUCGCAACGAUGGUACAUACCCGAAAGAUCCCUCUUGGCAGUCAUGACCGAGGACGCCAUCAACAAUACCUUGGAGAGAUCGACUAUACCCUCUCACCAGCACGCCGAGACUCUGCAAAGAGUAGUUGAAAGCGGCAGACGGAUUUACUCAAUUUUGGCACUGCUGGACUUCUAUCAGUAUCUGGCCAACUUCAUUGAAGGUGACCAACUCGACGACGCUAAGCUCCCUUUUAGAAUCGAUACACUCCAAACGCUUGAGAUCCCUGAAGAAGAUGCCAAAGACUUUGAGGACAAACAGUGGGAGCUUCUUGCGCCUGUAUUUCGUCGCGGUACUCUCAAUAGACGUCUUGAUGAGAGCCUCAUCCUCCCUUUCACCCAAGAGAAGAGAAUCGGUAAAGCUGAUGCUGCACCUAAGGUAGCUAGAAAGGAGUUCCACAUCAAGGGCCACCAUCACAAAGAGCUUGAGAACCUGUCAAUUCUCAACCAUCUCAAACAUGCCAACAUUGUUGAACUUUUGGGGUCCUUUACAAGCGGAGACUUACACAACCUGUUCUUUCCCUUAGCAAGCGAUGGUAAUCUCUAUGAUGUUUUGUCAUCAGAUCGCCAAGCAGAUUUAUUCGCCUCUUCUGAAACAAUGCUCGUUGAACUUGCUGCUUUAUCCUCUGCUAUCGAGCACGUUCAUGAUUUUUCCAAGGAAAACCUUGAUCUGGAGUUGAUUGGCUGUCACCAUGAUCUCCGUCCCCGCAACAUUCUCGUUUCAGGCAGCAAGCUAAUACUGGCUGACUUCGGCCUCUCAACGCUCAAGCCAUCUUCACAAAACUCAGAGACUCCGUUCAAGCACAAUGGUGACGAUUAUUUGGCUCCUGAGUGCGAAGACUGGGACAACAGCUUUGUCCCUGGUAAGGUUCAUCGAUCUGCUGAUAUAUGGUCUUUUGGGUGCAUUAUGGCCGAGAUUGUUACGUACCUUGUCUCAGGUCGUGAGGGAGUUGAAGAGUUUAGACAAAAGAGGAAACACAAAGUUCGAAACUGGACAUUCUAUCAAUUUCACCAAGGUUUUGAUCGACCAAGCGACGCAGUACAUCAAUGGCUAUCGGAUCUUGAGACUACAGGCCCUACAUGCACUGCGUUGCUUGUCAAGAGUAUACGCCAAACAAUAGCUAUCAACCAAGCCUUAAGACCUACAGCUAGUAGUGUCACCUACAAGCUUCGAUUCAUAGCUGUACACGAAAUAUCAGUAUCGAUCAACGAAUUAUUCAGGCAACUGAAACACGCAGCACCAUCUAUAGACAUGUCCCUCGAACGCGAAAGGUUUCGGGCUUGGCAACAUGCCAUUGGCCUGGAUGACCUGAAAGGGAAACUGUCUCAACCCAAAGGCAGCGGGUCAAGCGACGAGAGUACCAUGACACAGUAUAGUGGAAUAAUGGAAAGUUUGCGUCGCCUUAGAGAAGACCUGCAAGACAGACUUUCUAGAGGACUGGACUCACAGCGCUUGGACUUGUCACGCCUGGUGAGGCUACAGGAUGAGUUGCACUACUUCCUAGAUCAACAACAGAAGAAUGCAUCACAAGCGUACUUCCGUGUCUCUCUGCUGAGCGGCCAGGACGCAGCUCUAGGCACCCUCAACGAAGAUGGCGACCAGACCCUUGGCGCAAUCAGCCAUGACUUGCGUAUGCGAGCCUAUAUAAGAUACAUCAAUAGCCUGCUGGUUUCAGAGUCUGUUGGGGGUCAAGACCCCCCAAGAAGCGGAUUUGAACCUCUACUCUCAAACCAGACUAUUCUUAUCGAUCCUAGUAGAAUCCCGAAGUUGAAGCCAAUCGGUGACCAUCACUUUGGAUCCGGGCUUCUAGAGAAGAGUGACUCGGAUACUAUAGUGAGCCGCCCCAUAUGGGUUGAGUGGCGCAGAUACGAACAUCAUGGUGCUAGUGAAGAUACUAUGGCCAAGUUGUACGCUCGGGCUACUCAGACCGCCAAUCUGUUAUCCCAGAAAAAGCCCGAUUCAUUUCGAACGCUUGACUGCCUGGGACUCUUCCAUGAGCCAUCAAGAGGUGCCUUCGGCCUACUCUUUGAAUUCCCUCCUUAUUCCAGCAACCCCCCCAUUGCCCUGACUGGUACGCUAACCGGCCAUGGCAACGGUGCUCCUCUCGGAGGCACAGUCACGCUGGACAACAGGAAUAAGCCUGUUGUCAUGACUCUGCGCGAUCGGCUCCAAAAGGAUAAUCCCACUUCAACCCACUCACGUGCUGCGACUGCGGCGCCCGACCUUGAUGACAAGUUUAAACUAGCAGCAACACUGGCAACGUCAUUAUUUGAGUUGCACACUGUUGGAUGGUUGCAUAAGAGUUUGACGAGCUCCAACAUCGUAUUCUUCCCUUCAUUUACGUUGCUACCCGAUUCUUUCGGCAAAGACACCGAUGUUACAGAGCACGGCUGGGCUGCUAUCAGCCAAUCAAUACGAGAACCCUACCUUGUAGGCUUUAAUCACAGCAGACCAGAUGACCCUACGACAUUCACCUCUGGUCUCACAGAUUCAGAGUCAAGACACUACCAGCACCCAGCGUAUCUGAAAGCCGGUAUUGGCUACCGUUUGGAGUUUGACUAUUAUAGUCUGGGGAUUCUUCUCCUCGAGAUCGGCUUUUGGAAGCCCUUUAGCAAGAUCACCAAGGAUUGGAGCGGCUCAUUUGAAGAGCGCCGGCAGAGACUACUCACAAACCGUGUGCCGAAGCUCGCUCAGCAUAUGGGCCGUGAUUAUAGAUGGAACCUGAUUACAUUUCUUGCUGUCGUCCAAAAACUAGAGAUUAAAAUCUUGCCAGUCGCAUGGGAGCCUGGGAGGCAAUUAAUUGGGAGAGGUGGAACAAGCCAGAUCAACCAGUCUGUCGUAACCCUCCAGGCGAGCUUUGCCUUCAAGCGUGUUUCUGAGGAGGACCGGCUCAAUAAGACGGAGGAGGACAUAUACCGGUGUCUUAUCAAUGAAGUGUUGGUUCUUUGCCAUCCUCGCGUUCGCGGCCACAGCAAUAUCCUUGACCUGCAAGGUGUAUGCUGGGAUGUGUCGCCAGAGAACCAAGAUGCAGCCUCUCCAGACUUGGAAAAGCAAUAUAGAAUCUGGCCAGUCCUGGUAUUCGAGAAGUCACAGCUCGGAGACUUGUUCGACUUUGCAGGUCGACCCAAUACCCAAAAGCUCACAAUAAUGGAGCGAUGGAUGAUCUGCCUUGACAUCGGAAAGGCGAUAACACACAUGCAAUCCAGCAAUGUUAUCCAUGGAGAUAUAAAGCCGCAAAAUAUUCUCAUCUUCAAACGCGACGAGGGUUUCACUGCCAAGGUUGCCGACUUUGGCUACUCAGCUUGGUAUGCCUCAGAUGACAAGCACAUUGUGCUUCCUCGGUCUCCUCUAUGGCAUGCUCCGGAAAUCGAUGAGUACCCUGAAUUUAAUUUGAGAAUGGCACUCCAGACAGAUGUCUAUUCAUUUGGCCUAGUCUGUCUAUGGUUCAUGUUUUACAGCUACUUGUCGGGAAACACCCCACUUCCUGGCCUGGAUCUAUCUACUCCAUUGCUGCACUCCGACAACCCCAAGGAAAGGUCUCUUCAACUUCUAUCCCGUCUCAAGUCUUCGAAUAACAGUAACGUUUCUUUGAGCCAACUUGUAGAGCAUGUACUGUGCCAAGAAAGUGGACUGGAUCUUAUUUUCAAAGACAGUAUCUUAUGCUUUUUCCAAGGAUGUCUCGAUCCAGAUACGAAUGUGCGAAGCCCUGACGUACAGAGCUCACUACAAUGGGCCGUUAACUCAGAUACAGCUGACUUGCGAGUCACUUUGACUGAGAUGUAUUUCCCCACUGAGAACGAUUUCAAGGCAAGUCUGACUAUAAGAUCAAAGCCAGAGACGCGACUAUCACAACAGCUGAAGAUUUGUUACCAACUCGAAUUUGGACGUCCAGACUCAGCAACUAAGGUUAUGUCUCUGUAUGAUGGUAAACCCCAUGAGACGCGUCUGAACCCAGGCCUGGGAACCAGUGGUCCAGGCGUAUCAUUGUUCGAACAGCAGGUUGCUGAUGGCUACCUUUCCCCUGCACGUUCCCUCAUUCAGAAAUAUGUCAACGAUGGUGUUCUGGAUACAGCCCAACGCACGAUUGAAGCUGACAUCGAGAGUCUUAGAAAGAUACCAGAGACGCGAUUUCUUGUGGCUCUGCUGAAGUCAAAUCUUUCACUAGUCUUCUGUGCUCAGGGACAAUGGAAUAAAGCUGAAAACCUAGAGAUUGAGUUCCAGAAGGAACAGGCGAAUCUCUUGGGUAAUCGCAAUAGAGCAUGGCUGGGUAGAACGUUGAAUCUGGCGUACAUCUACAACCAUCAAGGUCUUUCAAAAAAGGCCGAGGAGCUUAGUUUACAAGCCCUUGAAACCUCAAAUGAGAUACUCACCAAGGAACAUCCUGACAUGCAGCUAGUAAUGCUCACCCUAGCAUCGACUUACUGGAGUCAGGACCGCUGGGAUGAAGCAUAUGAACUACAGCGAAGAGUCAUAGCAAUCAGAAAAAGGACCCUUGGUGAAGAUCAUCCCGAUACGUUGAGUAGCAUGGACGAACUUGCGACUACAUACUGGGCCCAAGGACACUGGAUCGAAGCUCAGAAAUAUGCAAGAGAAAUCGUCGAGAUCAGUAAGACCGUGCUAGGUCAAGAGGACCCCCAUUUCUUGGAUCUCUUAUCAAACCUGGCUUCGAUCUACAGGGAUAUCGGUUGGUGGGACAAAGCUGAAGAUCUCGAGUUCGGCAUUCUGGAAACCAGGCGGAAGGUCUCUGGCCCAGAACACCCACAUACGUUGGCAAGCAUGGUCAACUUGGCAUCCACGUAUGAGAAACGGGAUCGAUCGGAUGAAGCACUUAAUUUAGUAACGCACGCGUUGGAGAUAAGUGAGAGAACACGGGGUCCAGAGCACCCUCACACUCUUAGUACCGCCAUGGUGCUAGCUUCAUUCUUGCAAGGCCAAGAUGAGCUGGAGAAGGCAGAAAAGCUCAUGAUUACGACGAUGGAGACUUUGAAGAGGCUUCAAGGUCAACAUCAUUCAUUGACCUUGCUGGCGAUGGAGAGUUUAUGUUCACUCUACCUGGACCAAGCUCGGUGGGAAGAAGCUGAAACGCUGGGCCAAGAGGUCGUGGAUGCAAGUAAAGAACGACUCGGAGAGGAUCACCCUCGCACCUUGAUGACAAUUUCAACCUCAGCAAAGGUCUAUCGCGAUCAAGGCAAGUGGGAAAGCGCAGAGAAGAUAGACUCGGAAGUCUUGGACAAAGCUGUCAAAACGCUGGGCGAAGAACAUCCUGAGACUAUGACCAUUAUGGCAAACUUGGCUAUUUCUUACUGGGGUCUUGAGAAACUAGAUGAGGCAGAAGCAUUGGAGAUCAAAGUUCUCGAAAUGAGGAGGAGGAUCUUGGGAAAUGGCCAUCCGUCAACAUUGACCAGCAUCGACAACCUGGCAGCUACAUAUGUUGAUCAGGGCCGUUGGGCGGAGGCUGAAGAGCUAGAGUUGGAACUACUCACCACCAAAGCAAAAACACUGAACGAAGACUUUUCAGUUGCAAGAACAACUGCAGAGACUGAAGCGAUGCUGUUUUGGGAUUAUGGCGAUAUUGAAGAGUCAGAAAGGCUGUGGCAUAUAGCUAUAGAGACGAGAGGGAGAAUUCUGGGCAAAGACCACUACUUUGCA
Fusarium musae is the source of this 5733-nucleotide messenger RNA. RefSeq lists its product as uncharacterized. The annotation marks the transcript as partial. NCBI's taxonomy places the organism in Eukaryota, Fungi, Ascomycota, Sordariomycetes, Hypocreales, Nectriaceae. Gene Ontology annotation, molecular function: protein kinase activity; protein binding; ATP binding. The record is from RefSeq and is a predicted model, not a curated record. The transcript is spliced from 6 exons. Gene Ontology annotation, biological process: protein phosphorylation.